AUGUGGUCGUUGCUUAGUAAUGUCUUUCAAAUGGUAUUUUUGGACAAAAUGCUGUUGGAUACUGUUAUUGGUACGGUUGGAGCUGGUAACUUUUCUUAUUGGCAACUGGGGCACAAUGGGCCUCUUAUCGUCGAGCUGACCUCUUUAAGUGGAGAUGCUGACUUAUAUGUGGCAGAUAAUUUAAGACCCAGCUACGAAGUAGACCGCCACAACUUCAGCUCCAUAACAUGUGGUGUUGAUGUCGUCAGUAUACCAGCAGAUUUUCCGAGGCCUAUCGGUAUAGGAGUAUUUGGUGCAUGGUCACACACAGUCUCGGCGUACAGCAUUCAUGUAUUUCUGGACCGCUCUGAUACCAAUGAGUUUCCACUUAUCGAGGAAGACCUAAAGAUAGACACAACAGAACCAAAACAGAGGGAGAGAGUGAAAAAGGAGAAAGUAGAAGAGAGACCUCGCUACCUGAAGCUCUUGAACUUCUUGGAUAUGGUUUUCGAUACUUUUGUCUUGUAA
This is a messenger RNA of Leptosia nina, 507 nucleotides long. NCBI's taxonomy places the organism in Eukaryota, Metazoa, Arthropoda, Insecta, Lepidoptera, Pieridae. The record is from the annotation of a GenBank genome assembly.